GCACCUGUUCUUUUUUACACCUAGCAGUCUCUUUCCUACAAACCAGUUCUGGAAGUUGCAACUAUACACCAUGCUUAGACAGUAUUAUUUUUUGGCUCUACAUCAAGCGUUCUUGCUUUUCCUUCCAUGGGUGCUGCUGGAUAUUCCUAGUAAUGUUUAUGGACAACAGCUUCAUGCUUGCAAAGAAUCAGAGUACCACUAUGAAUAUACAGAGUGCGACAGCUCAGGAACAAGGUGGCGGGUGGCAGUUCCUCAUACCCCAGGACUUUGCACUGGGCUUCCAGACCCAGUCAAGGGCACAGAGUGCUCAUUCUCCUGCAGUGCAGGACAGUUUCUUGAUAUGGAGGAGCAAAAAUGUAUGCCGUGUGGAGGAGGUACCUACUCUCUUGGAACUGGUGUGCGUUUUGAUGAAUGGGAAGAGCUUCCACAUGGCUUCUCUACAAUGUCCAGCAAUCAGUACACAGCAGAUGAUGGAAUCAACAUGAACUGUAGCAUGUCACAGUGGGAACCACAUGGUGAAUAUGUUGCCUCAAACACAGAUGAAUGUUCAACUGCUCUAAUGUAUUCUAUCAACCUAAAGCAGGAGGGAUCUGUAGCAUUUGAAUACUUAUACCCAGACAGUAAGAUUGGCUUUGAGUUCUUUGUUCAAAAUGAUCAGUGCCAACCAAGAGAAGAGGCUUCCAGAUGGAUGAGAACUACAGAAAAGGGGUGGAGUUAUCACCAAGUGACGUUGACAAAAGGCAAUAAUGUUCUUUACUGGAGAACAGCAGCUUUCUACUUGGGAAGUGUCAUUCCUAAACCUGUGCUAUUGAGGACUAUACAGAUUACAGGUGCUGCCUAUACUUCAGAAUGUUUUCCCUGCAAGCCAGGCACAUUUGCCUCCACCAAUGGAACAUCAACCUGCCAAGUGUGCCCGAAAGAUACAUACUCUAACCGAGGGGCUUCUUCCUGCAUCUCAUGUGACCCUGAUAAAUAUUCAGAUUCUGGUUCUGCUUCUUGCAACCUUCGCCCUCCUUGUACAGAAAAAGAUUAUUUCUACACACACACACCAUGUGAUGACAAUGGGGAGACCCAGCUGAUGUUUAAAUGGAUUGAGCCCAAGAUAUGUAGCGAGAGUGUAGAAAAUGCUGUAUCAUUGCCAACCUCUGUUGUUAAGAAGAAGUGCCCUCCCUGUAACCCAGGUUUCUAUCAGACGAACUCCAGUUCCUGUGAACCAUGCCCUCUAGGUUCAUUCUCAAAUGGCACCAGCUGUAUUAGCUGCCAAGUUGGCACAGAAGCUGUUUUAGGCUUUGAGUACAAGUGGUGGAAUGUUCUACCAACCAACAUGAGGAGCACAGUCAUGAGUGGAGUCAAUUUUGAUUACCAAGGUGUAUCAGGAUGGGAGGUAGCUGGUGAUUACAUUUACACAUCUGCAGGAUCCUCAGACAAUGAUUAUAUGGUGCUUACUAUGAAUAUUCCCAGUUUCAGCACUCCACGGACUGUUGCACAAGAUGCAGAAAAUAAAGAGGUUUCCCACAUUACUUUCGUAUUUGAAAUGACAUGUUCUGUGAACUGCCAGCUGUACUUCAUGAUGGCUGUGAAUUCAGAGGGGAGCUCAGUUAUAAAGAACUGGGUAGGUACUCAGGAGAAGCAGUCAUAUACCUAUCGUAUACAAAAGAAUGCUAACACUACCUUUACUUGGGCAUUUCAACGAACCAGUGUCAGAGAAAUGGGUCGCAAGUACACAGAAGAUGUGGCUAAGAUUUAUUCUAUUAAUAUUACCAAUACCAAGGAUGGUGUAGCAUCUUGGUGCCAGCCCUGUGCCCUAGGCACAGACUCUCUAUGUAUCUCUUGCCCUCCAGGGCAUUACAUUGACAAAAAGACAAGUAGUUGCACCCUUUGCCCAUCAAACACAAUACUGAACACACACCAACCCUCUGGACUGGAAGCCUGUGUGCCAUGUGGCCCAGGGACGAAAAGCAACAAUGCACACUCGGCAUGUUUUAGUGAUUGUUUACUGACUGUACCAGCAGGAAGGGGGCAGCUAAAAUAUAAUUUUUCUGCUGUUCCUAACGUGACAUCAUUCAAUGGACCACCCAGCUUUACCACCAAGGGCAAGAAAUAUAAUCAUCACUUCAGCAUAAGUCUUUGUGGAAAUCAGGGGAAAAGGCUGGCUUCUUGUGUGGAUAAUGUGUUAGGUGGCAGAGGGUCAGAGAUAGAAUCAUGGAACUCUGUGGCUUCCUACAUUUGCCAGUCAGUAAUUGUACCAUCAGAUGCAUCAGGACACACAAUAUCAUCGCAGCCAGUCAGCAUUGCUGAUCAGCUACUCGGUGUGACAACUGCAACAACUCUUGGUAAUAUUUCUGCACAAUCGUUUCCUGGAGAAAAUGCAGGGAUACAAGACAUUAUUUUCUACUUUAGAUCUGAUGAUAUCACUGAUUCUUGCCAUUCUGGCCGUGCCACAACUGUUCGACUUCGUUGUAAUCCACAAAUAAGUGCUUUGGACAAAUUGUCCUCUCCUAGUGAUUGUCCAGAAGGAACUUGCGAUGGGUGCACAUUUCAUUUUCUGUGGGAGACACAAGCAGCAUGUCCCCUUUGCAGUGAACAGGACUACCAUAUCAUCACUGGUGAAUGCCAACAUGGUCUUCAGCGGACCUCCCCAAUGUGGAGAGAACCACGCAUGUGUGUUGGUGGUGUAAAUCUACCAGGUCCAACUGUCAGUAUCUGUAAGAGUACAGACUUUUGGCUUAAAGUGGGUGUGUCCGGUGGUAUCUGCACUGCUCUGCUGCUCACUGUCCUCACUGGGUACUUUUGGAGGAAAAAUCAAAAACUAGAAUAUAAGUACUCACGCCUAAUGAUAAAUGCUCCUUCUAAAGACGGGGAGCUUCCAGCAGCUGACAGCUGUGCCAUCAUGGAGGGAGAGGAUGCAGAGGAUGACUUAAUCUUCAACAACCACCGUUCUCUGUUGCGCAAAUUCAUGUCCUUCUCUGGGAAGAGAUCAUCAGAUGGAUUUGAUUCAGUACCUCUAAAGUCAUCAGGAGGUGUUGACAUGGACAUGUGAUAAAAACUAAUGGUUCCCUCAGGCUGUCAAUGUGGUGUCAGUGUUUGGAAUGAUAUUAGUCUCAGAGAUUACAUAAUUGUAGAUUCUGGCUAUUAAAAAAAGAAUUCCCUAAGAUAAUAAACUGUAACGUUAGAUCCUAUGUGGUUAAAAGAACCCAUUGACUUUGGGAAAGCUGUGUUAUGUGAUUAUGCCCACUGUACCUGGGUAAAUGGGCAGGUACAAUAAUAGUGUUUGUAAGAGUAUUUUUUAGAGAAUCAGCUUCUGUCUUACAAAGUAACACUGCCCAGUGGUGAAACUACUUGGGAGCACCCACGGUACAGGGGGCCCAAAACAAACUGACUGCUGUAUGGCAGCCCCCCUCCUUUGCUACAUCUUAAAUUAGCCGUGUGUCGAAAACAUGCCAGAGGACGACCAAGUUGUGGUGGGGAAGGGUGCCGGGGGCUGCAAGAUUUAUGCUGGACUCCAAUGAAGAUUUUUUACAUUACACCACUGACAUUGCCCAUAUAUUAGUAAGAAGAGAUCACAGUGUGCAUCCAUCAUUUGAGCACAAUAUUAUGUUAAACUGCCAAUCAUUCCACACAGAUGUAAAUAAUGGCUUUGGAGACCUUGGAACACCUACUUUUUUGCUCAUUUCUUUAUCUUUCACAACUCUGUUCUGGUUCCGAAGAUGGUGUACACUUGGUGCAUCUUAGUUUCAUUUUGUUCUUAAAGAAUAUGUCAUUCAGAGUUGUAAGUGUUUUAAUGCAAUAAAUAAAAAGUAACUUUUUUUAUAUAAA
Messenger RNA from Xenopus tropicalis (tropical clawed frog), 3816 nucleotides. It is a transcript of the gene elapor1, whose product is annotated as endosome-lysosome associated apoptosis and autophagy regulator 1. Lineage: Eukaryota; Metazoa; Chordata; Amphibia; Anura; Pipidae. Bases 71 to 3040 code for a protein of 989 amino acids. The record is from RefSeq and is a predicted model, not a curated record. The transcript has 22 exons. Gene Ontology annotation, cellular component: plasma membrane.